Messenger RNA from Ectocarpus siliculosus, 902 nucleotides. The record is from the annotation of a GenBank genome assembly. Lineage: Eukaryota; Phaeophyceae; Ectocarpales; Ectocarpaceae.
CCUUCUUGGUGAUCAACAGAUCAAUAGAUAGGCACAGCUGUUCGUCUCACUGCUCUGCUGUUGUUCUGGGUGCGCCCCCCGCUACCUACUUCUUCGUCAAUUCCACGUCCAAUUGCACCCACUCGUCGCACUCGCUACGGAAUUGCCGCGCCAGAGUUGCUGAAGGCGGCGGCUGGCGUCACACCAACCACCAACUCUCCUGGAUGGAGCAAAUGAGGAAGGCAUGGACACCAGUUUUAGUCGCUCUCCUCUCACCGAUGGCGGCUGGUGCCCUGUGUACUCAAUCUGCUCUCACCAUCGAAACAACCGCGUUUACCUUCUCGGGAUGUUACCAGGAGAGUCCGUACGCAGGGCUGUACGAGACGAAGGUUUGGACGAUCGAAGGGCGGGAUGUGGCUGAGUUUGGAACGAAAGCCAUAUUGGCAGAUCUGCAAAAUGGCCCACUCGUCGAUCCGGUUUGGGUUAUUGGUACGGUGACUGCUCUCCCCCAAAAUACUUGGUCUGAUGGCUACAACUCUGGGCUGGAAGUAGUCAACCUGGUGUGCACAGGGACGUCGACGUUCUGGGAAACGGAAGACCCGGCGCAGGAGAUACAAUGGACAUGUGACACUGAUGGCGAUGGAGUCACUUCAGUUCCCGAAAGCGGCGACUUAGCUGUCACCUGUGGGUGCGCCGGUAUGCCUACAACCAUCUCAACGCCAGCACCGAUGCCGCCAGCACCGACGCCAGCACCGACGACCCCAGAACCAACAAUUGGUGUCGUACCCCAAACUCCUGCUCCUGCUGCCGCUGACGGCUAUGUACCCACGCCGAAUCCAGCUGUAAUUAUUGCAGUGGAUCCAACGCCAGUUCCCAUCUCAGGAGGCGCAGAUUCGAACCAAGUGAGACCAGCUAACUGGUAA